AUGUAUCCCUCCAAAGCCACGGUCACCAAGCGUCUACUGCAUAUUACUGACUGGCGCUGCAAUCUUCAUAGCCGACCACAUCACCACCGCCAAGGCCAACACGGGACACGCAAAUCUGAACUACCGCCGUCGCCUCACAAUGCUAGCGCUCAACCACCGGCAACGUGUCCAUGGUGUCAUCUGACAGUCUGGACGCCAAACGCACUUGCUGGGGACCUGUGCACCAACUACAGAAUUCGGACUGCCCCAUUCGUUGCCUCUCCGCCCAACUCGACCUCGUCUCCCACGUCUUCAACUGACGUUCGCCGCCUUCCCCAGUCACACGUUCCAUUCCUCUCCUCCUGCUCCUCAUCCGGUGGUCUAGCAUGUGAUGUUGUAGCGUCUGCCAUGCCCAUCAACACUACACACAAUUCUGACACACCAACACUACCACCGUCAAAACCAGUGAUGAGGGCCUCGUCUAUAACUGUCCACAUUGCGACCGCACAUUCACCUCACACAUCGGCAUGGUCCGUCACUUACCAAUCCAUCGUACAGAGACUGGCGAACCAUUGCCUGGAGCACCAACCUACACUCGCCACAUCCUCCUCCACCGUCCACAUUGCAUUCGCACAUUUAUUUAUCGCUUGGGUCUAUUAGGCCACAUGCGCGUCCACAAUAACCUGCGGUAGACAACCGCCAGCUGCAUCACCACCACAUCCUCCCUCACCAGCAUCCCGCCGCCCAUCAAAAUCACCUAUCGCAUACACCCAACUGUCACCUCCCACGCAAGUGAAACGUGUGUGUCUCGACUCCCCAUCCAUGCGGCUCCCCUGUUGCAUGUGUGAUCGGAGUCCGUGACGACGGUGCGUCAAGAGCCAUCAUGCAGUUGCUAUGCAAAGCAACUAUGCGGCAGUGGCAUGCUUCAAAAUCAGACCAGUCGAAUCGUGAUGCGCUCGUGAGAUGCCAACGGCAAUAGUCAUGUAGCGGCCCAGCAAUUUAUCCUAUAAAUGCCACAACACUUGGGCAAUUUACCACCCAUACCCGACUCUGUUUAUGGUGGUGAAUUUGUGCCAGAAUCCGAAACGUCAGGCCAAUGCAAUUCUUGUUCCAGCGAUAGUGUCGCCUUCUCCGAAAGUCAAGUGGGAUUGGUGUAUGACUCUUCAUAAGUUAAACAGUAUUUUUAAAAACUUAAUGUCAGCUUUGCGGCAAAAAAUGCUCUCAGUACCACAGGACAGGCAUACAUUACAUCGAUAACCCUCUUUUGUAGAUCUUUAUACAAGAUCUCCUUUGAUUAUCUCCCUAACUUCGGGUAAAUUUUGCCUUUUAUCAACUCACUGCCUACCUUCAAUGGAAUAAAUUGACUGGCCACUGCUCACUGUGCGGUCUUCUAUCCUGCCGACUUUGACUAAGUUCAGCACUGGCCAGGAGUCCCCAAAGCUGUCAUGACUGGCCUAGGCAUCUGCGAACACAUAAUCCAGUAGGGAAAUUGAAAUUCGGAAACAACCUUGAACCUGUUGUUAGUUAAGAGUUCUACCGACCUAUGAAAACACCGCACCUUCCGAACGUUUUCCGGAUGAGGACUGUGACCGCAUACCCGAUACAUAAGUGACUACUUGAGGACAACAAUAAAACAAACUUCACAGCAACCCAUUUUAUCGACUAGUGCAACCGCACGCCGAUUUUAUGAAAUACUCACCACGAUUUACAUACUGGAAUAGAACAUUUGCGAAAUCGUCCGUCGGCUAUCUGAAGCUCAAGAGCGUAGAUACUCGCCAGAGGUAUGCCUAUUCUUACUAGUAAUAAUUGAACGGUUAGAUAA
Spirometra erinaceieuropaei is the source of this 1801-nucleotide messenger RNA. NCBI's taxonomy places the organism in Eukaryota, Metazoa, Platyhelminthes, Cestoda, Diphyllobothriidea, Diphyllobothriidae. The record is from the annotation of a GenBank genome assembly.